Abrus precatorius (Indian licorice) is the source of this 1571-nucleotide messenger RNA. RefSeq names its product indole-3-glycerol phosphate synthase, chloroplastic-like. Gene Ontology annotation, biological process: L-tryptophan biosynthetic process. The transcript has 10 exons. NCBI's taxonomy places the organism in Eukaryota, Viridiplantae, Streptophyta, Magnoliopsida, Fabales, Fabaceae. The coding region runs from base 215 to 1393 and encodes 392 amino acids. Gene Ontology annotation, molecular function: indole-3-glycerol-phosphate synthase activity; phosphoribosylanthranilate isomerase activity. The record is from RefSeq and is a predicted model, not a curated record.
AAAUACUAUGCUUGAGCCGAAAAAACAAUCAACAGGUUCUGACUUGCAAACUGAAUGUACGCGCACGUGUUGAACGCGACAAUUGUUUUCUCCCCAAAAUCAUUAUAAUAAAUAGACGGCGUGUUUCCUUUAACCACUGUUUCAGAAUCAGUUUAAUCUUGCUUUUGUUGCUGCGCAAUCCCUCCCUCAUUUCAUCACGGCGUUCUGUGCUUCGAUGGAAGGUUUGGCUUCUCUCAAGGUUCCCUUUCAGCCACCCUCAUCAUUCUCUUCCAGACCAAGAACUUGGAUUUCACCUACCCAAGUCAAUUUUUGUAAAAGAACCUCACUUUUCACUUUUUCUAUUCGAGCCCAGAUGGAGUCAAUUGAUGGUUCAGCUGCAGUAGCCACAUCUGGUGAAUCUGUGACUGAGGCUCUCAAAAUUAAGGAGUGGGAAGUGGGAAUGUUUCAAGAUGAAGUUGCUGCUAGCCAGGGUAUCAGAAUAAGGAGAAGGCCACCAACUGGACCCCCUUCGCAUUAUGUAGGACCCUUUCAGUUCAGAUUGCAGAAUGAGGGCAAUACACCCCGGAAUAUUUUGGAAGAGAUUGUGUGGAACAAGGACACUGAAGUCUCACAUCUUAAAGAAAGAAGACCCCUCAGUGAACUGAAGAAAGCCCUUGCAAACGCACCUCCUGCUAGGGAUUUUCUUGGUGCUCUAAGGGCUGCCAACGAACGAACUGGACUGCCAGGGCUGAUAGCUGAAGUGAAGAAGGCUUCACCAAGUAGAGGUAUCUUGAGAGAAGAUUUUGAUCCAGUUGAAAUUGCUCAAGCUUACGAGAAAGGUGGAGCAGCAUGUCUAAGUGUUUUAACAGAUCAAAAGUAUUUUAAGGGAAGCUUUGAAAAUCUUGAGGCAAUAAGAAACGCUGGCGUAAAGUGCCCUUUGUUGUGCAAAGAAUUCAUCAUAGAUGCAUGGCAGCUCUAUUAUGCUCGAACUAAGGGUGCAGAUGCAGUCCUUCUAAUUGCUGCUGUUUUGCCUGAUCUUGACAUCAAAUACAUGAUUAAGAUAUGCAAAUUACUUGGACUGACUGCACUUGUUGAGGUGCAUGAUGAGAAGGAAUUUGAUCGUGUCCUUGGAAUAGAGGGGAUUGAGCUUAUUGGCAUUAACAACCGUAAUCUUGAAACAUUUGAGGUGGAUAUCGGCAUCACAAAGAAGCUUCUUGAAGGAGAGCGAGGCAAAAUAAUACGCGAGAAAAACAUAAUUAUGGUUGGGGAAUCUGGUCUGUUCACACCCGAACAUAUUGCCUAUGUGCAAGAAGCAGGUGUUAAAGCUGUAUUGGUUGGAGAGUCUAUUGUAAAACAAAGUGAUCCUGGAAACGGGAUUAGCAAUCUCUUUGGCAAAGAUAUCUCUUUGGGUUGAAGUGAGAUACCUUUCUUGAGAUAUAGGCAUUUGAGACAUAGAUUUGAUGAGGUUAUUGAUUUGAUUGAUGCCUUGUACUUUUGCUUGUACUAAAUUGUCAAAAUCUUAUCAAAAGCAAACAUGUGCCAAAAUAAAUUAUAAAUAAAUAUAAUAUAAUAUUCAACUUAAUUAUAAUUUU